CAACGCAGUGUAAAUGUAAAAUUAUAAAAUUGAAAAAUCAUUCGAAAAAAACACACAUCAUCAAAAAAAAAAGAAAAAAUUGUUAAGAAGCAGUCGUGAGAGUUUUCAUUUAGUUUUUGUUCUAUUUAACUAUUUUUUUUUUAUAUAUACCAAAGUCAACAAAUUAAUAAUGUCUUUGAGCGACGAGACGAUGAAGAGCAGCAAGUGUUUGGGCUGUCCAGCCGAGGGGGAUCUGGGAUUGCGUUACGAGUGCAUCGUUUGCGGGGAGUCUGUGACGUAUUGCGACAAGUGUCACGGUGGUGGCAAGAACAAGACGUGUGGCAUGCACAAAUACUAUCAUCCCAUGAAGGCCAUCUACAAUCGCCAAUUCUUCGAACUGUAUUUCUAUGGCGAGGAGCUAGUCGAUGGCGAGGCGCCUCAAAGUUAUGGUUGCGCUUUCUGUCACGAGCUUGGCUUCACCGCCGAGGAGCUGCAGUUGCAUGUGCUCGAGAAGCAUGCGGGGCACACGGAUGCUCCCGAUCUGCUGGACAUAUUAAAUCAAAUGAAUGAGCAGAAGAAAUCCACUGAGAUCCGUUGCCAGGAGAAGUCGCGCGGCGGCCUCAGCUAUGAGGUCAUCCUGGCCGAGCCGGCACCCAAUGUGGCCGUGCCCAAGCGACCCGUCACUCCGGGCAAAAAUGUCAGCGUCGAGGAGAUUGAGCAGAAGCUAAAGGCAGCCGAGGAGCGUCGCGUUUCCUUGGAGGCCCGCAAGAUGGCCGAGAUCUCCAUAAAGCUGGCCAAGGUUGAGGAGGCUACACGCAAAAAGGAUGAGAUUACCAACGAGUUCAUAACUCAGACCAAGGAGCAGCUCGAGACCAAAAUGGAGCAUCAUGUGGAGAAGCGUGAGGCCAUUAUUAGCGACUUGAAGGAAAAGCUAAAGAUUCAUGCCCAGGAUAUUGAGAAAACACGCGAGACGCUGGAGCAGCAGAAGGCCAACGAGCAGAAGGCCAUCGAGGAGAAAUUGAAGACCGCUCAGGCCUUGCGUGAUGAGAACAUCAAGAAAAUGUUGGAUCGCCUCAAGGAGCAUAACACAAUCAAAAUUGCUGAAAUCAAAUCGCAGAACAAUCAAUUGGAAAAUCAAAAGAUCGAGGAGAAAGCGCGCAUUAUUGAAAACAAAUUGUACACCGCCGAGCAGAAUCGCGAAAAGGAAUUGCUCAAGAAAAUUGAGAAAGUUCAAAAACUUGAACGUCGCGCUGAGGUUGUGCGUCAGAACAAGGCCCAGACCCAGGAUGUGGAUGGACAGCAGCAGAGUCCCAUUGCCUCGUCGGGUUAAGAGCGAUGGUUGCUGCUGUGGAUGAAAUUGCCGUUGCUGAGAAUGGGGCACGUAGAGCGUUCUCAAUAAAGCGCACAGCGGCGGCUGCAACACACACACACACACACAC
Messenger RNA from Drosophila grimshawi, 1418 nucleotides. It is a transcript of the gene stai, whose product is annotated as stathmin. Gene Ontology annotation, cellular component: neuron projection; cytoplasm. NCBI's taxonomy places the organism in Eukaryota, Metazoa, Arthropoda, Insecta, Diptera, Drosophilidae. Gene Ontology annotation, biological process: neuron projection development; regulation of microtubule polymerization or depolymerization; microtubule depolymerization. Bases 170 to 1309 code for a protein of 379 amino acids. The transcript is spliced from 6 exons. Gene Ontology annotation, molecular function: tubulin binding. The record is from RefSeq and is a predicted model, not a curated record.